UUAGGACAUAUUUUUUACAUUAGUACAGUUAAAUCACACUUUGAAUAAGUAAGGGAAAAAUCACAACAGGAAUUUUAUCCCCAAAAGAAAAUAUUAAUCAUCAGACUAAAUACAAUGCAAAACUAUGGAGUCCUUGAAGGUGUCCUGCUAGCAGUAACAUCAUUAAUUAUUCUAUGGGUGCAAGGAUUCGUUGCCCUGCCACUGGCUACUCCUGUUCCAGAGUCGCUUCCGUUAGCCAAGGCUGAGGAUAAUCCGGUGAUCAGAGCUCCGAGGCAGGCAAACUGGAAUCAUUCGAUGGAAUGGGACCCCAAUACACAAAUGCAACAAAAAGCUGACGGGUUUAGAGUUUUCGGAAAGAAGCUACAAGACGACUAUCAUCGAAGAACUGGUUACAAUGAAACCAGAGAGCCACCCACUGCUGUGACUAAAGGAACCACUACUGGCCGUAUGAGAAUUACUAAAGGUGGCAUAAAACUCUUUGCCGCUCCAAAAGAUAAGCCCAAGGAGCGAUCCGGAGGUAAAAAGCUUAAACCAAAAUUUAGGGACGGAGAGGGAGAAGAGGGGGAAGCCGAAGCGGGAGCGGAAGGCGAAGGAGGAGCGGCAGAAGGAGGGACCACAGGAGGCGAUGGGGAACAAGAAAAAGAGCUUACCAUAAGUAUUCCCAAAUUCUCUACCAAUCAGUAUGGCGAAAAUGUUUACAAUCCUUGGGGCAUGACCUUUGGCAACCAAUUCUUGGACACCCGCUUUGGACCGGGAAAUCCUCAGAUGCAACGUUUAUCAAUCAAUCCAAAUCCGCCGCAGAACUACUACCCAAGCAUGGAGAACUUGACCUCGGUCUGUGCGAACCAAUCCACCAUCUAUAACGAGCUUAAGAUCGAGAAGUGGCUAAUGCGCCACGUCUACAGCAGAAAGAAGAUGGACCGCCCCUUCUUUUUGGCCAUGCGACGCGAAAUAUAUGAAAAGGGCGAUUCGGAGCAGUGUCAUACGGCGGCCUUCUCCGACUGGCAGCAGUACCAGGAGUGCGCAGUGCGAAGAAACCAGCGAAUGGAGUACUAUGUCCCCAAGUAUCCUCGCCAUCAACUGGCCGUCAACUAGGAUCAGCAACGACAACAUCCUUUGGGCGUUCAAAUCCAUAAAACGUUCAAAUUCCAGUUACAUAUUCAUUUUACCAAGCAUUUGAUUCCGGAAAUGAACGUAUGACUAGAUUAUCUAUAUAAUCUUUCAUUAAAAUGUACAUUCAACUGAUUACCUUUAAAUGGAAAUUAUGCCGAACAAAUUCUAGUUAGAUAUAUUUAUGAAUAUAAAUAAAUAUCACAGAGCAAAUUGUAAGAAAUAAAAAAUUUCUGGUUGCUAACAGCA
Molecule: messenger RNA, 1359 nt
Organism: Drosophila rhopaloa
Lineage: Eukaryota; Metazoa; Arthropoda; Insecta; Diptera; Drosophilidae
Exons: 2
Coding region: 115-1095 (326 amino acids)
Source: RefSeq, a predicted model, not a curated record